AAGCUCCCGGCGCCGAUUGGGCGGCGGCUCCACGCGGCGAGUUUGAAAUAGCGGCGGAGCGAGGCCGGCGUGGUUGCGAUGGGGGACGCGGAGCUGCGCUGCACCGCCGUGCUGGAGCGGCCGCUGCCCGGGAACGCGGGGACAACGCGGCGUGUGCUGCGGGGAGCGACGGUGCUGCUGGGACGAGACGAGCUGCGGCAGCCGGUGCUGCGUGUGGCUGGAGGCGGAGGGGAAGGGUCGGCCGCCAGCUGGGUGCUGAGCGGUGACGCCGUGCGGCUGUUCACGCGGUUCGCGGGGGAGGGUCGCGCCGCGGUGCGGGUGGGUCCGGGCGGCGCCCAGGUGCUGCUGUCCGACUGCCCGCCACACGCACUGCGCCGCUUCCUCCGCAUCAUGAAGGUCAAGUUGGCCGCCGGGCCGAGGGGAGCGCCGAGACAACCCCGACUGCUGCACCGCCCGCAGCCUGCGUUCACCGUGAUCAGCCCCCUGCAGGACAGAGACAUGCGGCCACUGCGGGAUCGGGGCGGAGCCGAGAGACCGGCACAGGUGCCUCGUGUGGAGAGGCGGCCCCCUGCUCGGCUGUCAGUGGAGCAGGAGGCAGUGCUGGGAGCUGUGCGCAGUGGGAAGAGUGUCUUCUUCACUGGCUGUGCAGGGACUGGGAAGUCAUUUCUGCUGAAGAAGAUUGUGGGCUCCCUCCCUCCAAACAGCACCUAUGCUACAGCCAGCACUGGAGUGGCAGCUUGCCACAUUGGCGGCACCACCCUUCAUGCCUUUGCAGGUAUAGGCUCUGGGAAGGCACCACUGGAGCAGUGCAUCCAGCUGGCAGAGAGACCCGGGGUGAGGCAGCACUGGCUGGCCUGCCAACGCUUAAUCAUCGAUGAGAUCUCCAUGGUGGAUGGCAAGUUCUUUGACAAGCUGGAGGCUGUGGCAAGGGCAGUGAGAAAACGAGAUGAGCCUUUUGGAGGAAUUCAGCUCAUCAUCUGUGGGGACUUCUUACAGCUGCCCCCAGUCUGCAAAGUGAAUGAGGAAACCACAUUCUGCUUCCAGGCAAAAAGCUGGAGGAAGUGCAUCCACGUAAACAUGGAGCUGACAGAAGUGCGAAGACAGACCGACAAGACCUUCAUUUCUCUGCUAAGUGCAGUUCGUUUAGGCAGGUGCACAGAUGAGGUUAUCAGGCUGCUGAUGCAGACAGCUACUAACAGGUCCGAGUGUGAUGGGAUCUUGGCUACACGGCUCUGCACCCACAAAGAUGAUGUAGAACUGACUAACGAGAGACGCUUGCGACAGCUCCCAGGAGAUCUGCACACCUUUGAGGCUUUGGACAGUGACCCAAUGCUAGUGAAGUUAAUUGAUGCUCAGUGUCCUGUGGGUGGUAGAGUUGAGCUAAAGGUUGGAGCUCAGGUAAUGCUAGCUAAGAAUCUGGACGUGUCUCAAGGGCUGGUGAAUGGAGCACGAGGAGUUGUUGUAGGAUUUGAAACUGAACAGAAGGGGCUGCCCAAGGUGAGGUUUCUCUGUGGAGUCACACGAGUUAUCAAAAUGGAGAGGUGGCUCUUCAAAGGGCCGUCAGGAGUUCAUCUGAGUCGCCAGCAGUUGCCCCUAAAAUUGGCAUGGGCCAUUUCCAUUCACAAGAGCCAGGGCAUGUCUUUAGAUUCUGUGGAAAUCUCCCUGUCUCGUGUCUUUGAAAGUGGACAGGCUUAUGUAGCCCUUUCCCGAGCCCGUAGCCUUGCAGGUCUCCGUGUUCUGGAUUUUGACCCAAAAGUAGUGAGAGCUGAUCCUACAGUGUUGCAGUUCUAUAGGCAGCUGAAACGUCACCAACUUCAAACCCAGGAUUCGGUGCGCACCCACCCAGACACUGAUGAGAAGGAGAACUGGAAAUGCAGCUGAGAGUGUUAUUCUGGCCUCUGUGAGGCAUCGGCACAGACUGCUGAAUUGCAGCAACCUUGCUGUGAAGUAAAUUUGACACCAUAAAGGCAAAGUUGUGUUGGUUUUUUUUUCUGAACUCUACUGACUGGAUAUGUAGAAAUCUCCCAGUCCCAUCCCUCUGAAACCAAGAAGUAUUCUGUAGUCCUUUUCUGUGUACCUCUGUGCCACAAAUGUGACUAGCAAACGAAAUACUGAACAAGGAUGUGUCAGAAAGACCUUCCUAUGAUUUUUAUCCUGUCUAUCUGGCUAAGUUUCACCCAAUAUCUUGACUGUGAAACUUGGAUCUUCCUCUUCAAGUAUGCUGCAGUUGAGAGAGGGAAGUUGUGUGUCUUCUUUACCUGGCUGGACUGGACCUGUUCUCUAGAGCUGCUGACAUGAGGGGAAGCAGUACUAAGUAUCUAGAAUAUGUAUGUGAUUUUCCUGCAAGCGAGGAUCUACCAGGAGCCAGGAUUUCUCUGUAUAUCAUGCACCUGGAUCUUCUUGCCUUUUGGAUGUUUAAUACCAGCAGGAUUUGUGCAACUUUUUCCACAAACAAAAAAGUACAGAGUUGCACAUUGCCUACUGUGCUGAUGCAUUGUACUUUUUGUAUUCAUAAUUAUGGACCUACAAGAACUGGAAAGAUCUGUUACCCCUACAGCAAGAGGGGAGUGAACAGAAAUGGGUGCUGAUGGGGCCCUUGCUCCUUUAAACACAUGAGGCUUUCAAAUAGGAAGCAGUUUCUGCUAGAAGUGCAUCCAGGUUUCUGCUAGAAAUGCAUCCAAGUAGCAAGAUGGAAGCUGAAUGUGCAACAGGGAAAUGACCAAGGACUUGAAGUGAGUUGUAACUGCCUAUUUCAACAAAUGAAGGGAUGAAUGGAACUGUCCUUUUAUAAAAGCCUUAAUAAAACACAAACUUCA
Messenger RNA from Coturnix japonica (Japanese quail), 2816 nucleotides. It is a transcript of the gene PIF1, whose product is annotated as PIF1 5'-to-3' DNA helicase. Gene Ontology annotation, molecular function: DNA helicase activity. The record is from RefSeq and is a predicted model, not a curated record. Gene Ontology annotation, biological process: telomere maintenance; DNA repair. Lineage: Eukaryota; Metazoa; Chordata; Aves; Galliformes; Phasianidae.